Messenger RNA from Lodderomyces elongisporus, 1449 nucleotides. It is a transcript of the gene ADE13, whose product is annotated as adenylosuccinase. Bases 1 to 1449 code for a protein of 482 amino acids. NCBI's taxonomy places the organism in Eukaryota, Fungi, Ascomycota, Pichiomycetes, Serinales, Debaryomycetaceae. Gene Ontology annotation, molecular function: (S)-2-(5-amino-1-(5-phospho-D-ribosyl)imidazole-4-carboxamido) succinate lyase (fumarate-forming) activity; N6-(1,2-dicarboxyethyl)AMP AMP-lyase (fumarate-forming) activity. The transcript has a single exon. Gene Ontology annotation, cellular component: cytosol. Gene Ontology annotation, biological process: 'de novo' AMP biosynthetic process. The record is from RefSeq and is a predicted model, not a curated record.
AUGUCUGAAUACGAUAAAUACCAAACUCCGUUAUCCUCUAGAUAUGCCUCUGAGGAAAUGUCCCAGAUUUUCUCUUUGAGAAACAGAUUCUCUACAUGGAGAAAAUUGUGGUUGAACUUGGCCAAAGCUGAAAAGGAAGUUGGCCUUAGUGUGAUUACGGAUGAGGCAAUUGAAGAGAUGUCAAAGCAUUUGGAAAUCACCGAUCAAGAGAUUAAAGAUGCUGCUGUUGAAGAAGCCAAAGUGCGUCACGAUGUCAUGGCCCACGUCCACACAUUUGGUGAAACAUGUCCCAAGGCAGCAGGUAUCAUCCACUUGGGUGCAACAUCUUGUUUUGUUACAGACAAUGCCGACUUGAUCUUUUUGAGAGACGCUUACGAUGUACUUAUCCCCAAAUUGGUCAAUGUCAUUGACAGAUUGAGCCAAUUUGCAUUGACUUACAAGGACUUGCCAGUUCUUGGAUGGACCCAUUUCCAACCAGCCCAAUUGACCACCGUUGGUAAGAGAGCAACAUUGUGGUUGCAAGAAUUGUUGUGGGAUUUGAGAAACAUGGUUAGAGCAAGAAACGAUAUCGGUUUGAGAGGUGUUAAAGGUACCACCGGUACUCAAGCCUCGUUUUUGGCUCUUUUCCAUGGCGACCACGACAAAGUUGAAGCUUUGGACAAGAGAGUCACUGAGCUCUUGGGCUUUGAUAUCGUUUACCCAUGCACUGGCCAAACAUACUCACGUAAAAUAGAUAUCGACGUUUUGGCCCCACUUGCUUCAUUUGGUGCCACUGCCCACAAAUUUGCUACUGAUAUCAGGUUAUUGGCCAACUUGAAGGAAAUCGAGGAGCCAUUUGAAAAAUCACAAAUUGGCUCAAGUGCUAUGGCUUACAAGCGUAAUCCUAUGAGAUGUGAGCGUGUGUGUUCACUUGCUAGACACUUGGGUGGCUUGUUCAAUGAUGCUGUGCAAACAGCUUCCGUACAAUGGUUUGAAAGAACCUUGGAUGACUCGGCAAUUAGAAGAAUCAGUUUACCUUCUGCAUUCUUAACUUGUGAUAUCUUAUUGUCAACAAUGCUCAAUAUCACUUCGGGAUUAGUUGUAUACCCAAAGGUUAUUGAACGUAGAAUUAAUGCUGAAUUGCCAUUUAUGGCCACUGAAAAUGUCAUUAUGGCUAUGGUUGAAAAAGGUGGCUCGAGACAAGACUGUCACGAAGAGAUUAGAGUGCUUUCGCACCAAGCUUCUGCCGUCGUUAAGCAGGAAGGUGGCGAUAACGAUUUAAUUGAAAGAAUUAAAAAGACUGAAUACUUUAAGCCAAUUUGGGACCAAUUAGACGAGUUGUUGGACCCAAAGACUUUUGUCGGUAGAGCUCCUCAACAAACCGAAAAGUUUGUCAAGAAUGAUGUUGCCGAGGCUUUGAAACCAUUUCAAAAAUACAUUACAAAAGAAAAUGUUGCAUUGAAAGUUUAA